AUGACAGACUCGAAAGAAGCCCUUCUGGCCAACAUGGACAUGAACGACCAAACCCAAGACCCACCCCCAGCCUACGACCAACCCAAACCAAACCGCCUCCCACGCCCACCACCCCUAGGCCUCCCAGUCCUAAACAGUCUCCGCAACAGAAGGGUAAUCCUAGCCUCUCAAUCCCCACGCCGUCGCCAAAUCCUCUCCUUCCUAGGCUUCCCAAAUCUAGAAAUCAUCCCCUCAAACGCAGACGAAGACCUCCCCAAAAGCCUCGGACCCUUCGAAUACGUCCUAGCAACAGCCACAAAAAAGGCCCAAGCAGUCUACGCGCAGGAAAUAAACAACGAAGCAGCGGGCGAACCAGCCCUUAUCAUCGCAGCCGAUACUAUUGUCGUCGACCUAUCAACCGGCACAAUCCUCGAAAAACCCCGCUCAGAAGCCCACCACAUGACAAUGCUCCGCUCCCUCCGCGACGCGCGCGAUCACAAAGUCUUCACGGCGCUGGUAGCCAUGGCGCCGCUUGCAUCGGCCCGGGACCCGGGUUAUGCGCUUGAGAGUACGGUUGAGGAGACGGCUGUGCGGUUUGAUGGCGAUGUUACGGAUGAGUUGAUUAUGGCUUAUGUGCGUACCCGUGAGGGCGCUGAUAAGGCGGGUGGGUAUGGUCUGCAGGGGCUUGGCAGUAUUCUCGUUGAGAAGGUCGAUGGGAGUUAUGAUAAUGUGAUUGGGAUGCCGCUCAAGGCUACGCUUAAGCUUAUUGAGACUGUUAUGGCUAAGGCGGAUGAUGAGGAGGGCAUGCCUGGAGAUGGAGAUGAGAGUGAUGAUCUGGAGUGA
This is a messenger RNA of Penicillium antarcticum, 822 nucleotides long. Its product is annotated as nucleotide diphosphatase. The transcript has a single exon. Gene Ontology annotation, molecular function: nucleoside triphosphate diphosphatase activity. The coding region runs from base 1 to 822 and encodes 273 amino acids. Lineage: Eukaryota; Fungi; Ascomycota; Eurotiomycetes; Eurotiales; Aspergillaceae. The record is from RefSeq and is a predicted model, not a curated record.